Messenger RNA from Moneuplotes crassus, 1742 nucleotides. Lineage: Eukaryota; Ciliophora; Spirotrichea; Euplotida; Euplotidae. The record is from the annotation of a GenBank genome assembly.
UAAACUUUAUAAAUGUCUCUAAACGAUUUUGAAAAACUUACUCGUAUCGGUUCAGGCUCUUAUAGCAGUGUCUACAAGGUCCAGAGGAUAGAAGACGAUAAGCAAUACGCCCUGAAGAAGGUGAAAAUGAGUGGUCUCUCAAAUAAAGAGAAGGAGAAUGCGCUUAAUGAAGUUCGUUUCUUAGCCUCAAUCAAUCACCCAAACGUUAUAUCCUACAAAGAGGUCUUCAUAGAUCACCCUAGCUCUUCAUUAUGAAUAAUCAUGGAGUAUGCUGAUAACGGAGAUUUGCUCGAGAAAAUUCAGAAGCAUAAAUAAAAACGGCUCCUUUAUUCCAGAGGAUGACAUUCUAUCAAUAUUCGUGCAAGUAGUCAGUGGUCUUAGCAGAAUCCAUCAGUUGAAUGUAAUGCAUAGAGAUCUUAAAUCAGCAAAUGUGUUCCUCAACAAAGAUGGACGAGCACAACUAGGUGAUCUUAAUGUUUCAAAGCUUGCUCAACUAGGUAUGAACUAUACACAAACUGGAACUCCUUAUUAUGCAAGCCCUGAAGUGUGGAAAGAGAAGCCUUAUGAUUUCAAAAGUGAUAUAUGGUCGCUUGGAUGAGUUCUGUAUGAAAUCGCUGCACUCAAACCUCCUUUCAAAGCCAAGAAUAUGAGUGAGCUUUACAAGAGAGUUUCUAAGGGCACCUUUGCUCCAAUACCUAAAGUUUAUUCCAAAAAUUUGCUCAAAGUUAUCUGUUGAUUAGUUAAAAGAAGUCCUUCAUUAAGGCCUUCCUGCCAGGAGAUUAUGGAUGAAGUUCUUCCAAAGAAUGGCUUUGAAUCAUAUGUGGCGAAGUACACUUAUCAAUUAGAUAAGAAAGAUAGCCUCCUUGGAACUAUAAGAUUUUCAAAAUAACUGGAAGUUAAAACAAAUAAAAGAGAAAUUGCCUAAAUCUAACUACAGAGAUAAGCAUGUGGAAAGUUACGAUAAUUUAUUGUAUCAUAAAGAAAAUAACAGCGUAAGUCUAACAAGAAACAAUGAUACAAUGAUUUCUCAAUCAACAAUGCAGAGCUCAAGUCUAGUUGAAAACCCGGUGAUCCCUCAAAACAGAUACCUCGCUGUUUCAUCUAUAAAAGCGACUCGAUCUGAUGGACACAACCGAAACUCUUCACUAUCCAAACUAAAAAUCGACCGCCAGAUGACUCACAGAGACUAUGGUGACAUCACUAAGGACUACACCAAUCCUGAUACCCUUAAAAAUAAUCCGAAUAUCACUUCAAAGCCUAUCAAGCAACGUCAUAAAAGGACUGAUCUGAACCUUCUCCGGCUCUCCAAGCUCAAAAAUGACAAAAAGUCUUCAAUGAAGCGUUAUCUUGAGCUAAAAGAUAACUCUAAGAUCUCACUGAUGCCUAAAAUCCCCAGAAUUACAGGUAAUUAUUUGUUUAUUAUUGUACAGAAAAUCUGUCUGACUACAACAGUCGACUUGACAGCCUCCAAAAGGCAAUCUCUGUUAUUGGUGAUUCCAAAAAGAUGCAGUCUGAACUAUAUAUGAACAUGCAUAAGAAGAGGAACAGUAUUUCAAAUUAUGGAAAGUGAGACAACAGACCACAUAGAAAGAAAGAUAAAAGCAGUUCUUUUGAGCUCUACGGAGGAUACUACCCCAGGAAGAGAAAUGACAACAAAAGUUAUAGCAAAAGUAUAUCUGGACUCAGAAUAAGCCGAAUUAUUAAAGGAGCUAGUGACUUUGAAUAGAUCGUCUGAAUAGAUA